Molecule: messenger RNA, 729 nt
Organism: Mesorhabditis spiculigera
Lineage: Eukaryota; Metazoa; Nematoda; Chromadorea; Rhabditida; Rhabditidae
Source: the annotation of a GenBank genome assembly
AUGCUACGAAUUAUUUCCUUCUUGGCUCUAUUCCGGGCUGGUCUGGCGGCUUAUUAUGUUGUUGCGCCGGCUGGAAAUUUCUCCACCACCGAAGCCUACUGCCAAUCGAUGGGGCUGCACCUGGUCUCCAUCCACAAUGUUCUUGACAACACGGCCGUACAAGUUUUUGCAGAAUCCAAAUACAUCCCAAAUUUCUGGAUCGGAAUGAGCGGAACGUCUGGAAAAUACUUCAGCUGGACCGACGGGAGCGCUUUGGAUUAUUUCAAUUGGGCUCCGGGCUUCCCGACAUACGACCCUUGCGUGGCCCAGCCAAAGUGUGAUUUUGGGUGGACACAAUUGGCCGAGACCAGCCAGUGCUAUUUGCCAGGCCAAGCCGCCACGCAUGACGACGCCCUCGCCGCGUGCCGGAAGAUGUACGCCAGGCUGACGUCGAUCCACACCAAGUCGGAGAAUGACUUCAUUAUGGCUCUAGCCCCGCCGUCCCCCGUCCAGCAGCAGUGCAAUCCGGAGGCGCCGUACGGAAUUUGGACUGGAGGUAUGGCGAUGAACGGGUACGAUUCGUGGGCCGACGGGACCGCAUUUUCUUAUCCGAAUCUUUAUGGAAAUGGAGAUCCGUCGAGCGGUGCGAUUUACCUAGCAGCCGAGCCAGGAUGCCCGGAUUUCGGGAAAUGGCGAGUAACCCCCUCGAAGACGCUGACUUUGAGCUAUGUUUGCAAGAAAAACCCAAUG